Molecule: messenger RNA, 483 nt
Organism: Penicillium odoratum
Lineage: Eukaryota; Fungi; Ascomycota; Eurotiomycetes; Eurotiales; Aspergillaceae
Exons: 2
Coding region: 1-483 (160 amino acids)
Source: RefSeq, a predicted model, not a curated record
AUGGGCCGUUGCCUCAGAAAUUGUUUCCUGCAAGCUCCGAAUUUUCGACUGCUGGAUGCUGCCACUGUACUGUACUGCUCGCCAUCUACCAAGACGGCCUCGAGCAGUGCCACCAUAUUGAGUCCGGUUGAUUUACUCCUCACAAACAUCUCAGAUCUGAAUAUUGUAGGAUGGGCAGAUUCUCACUAUGUAAGGUUGCGCGGGGUCUCGGAUCAUCUGCAGGCAAAGGGUGCUUUUGUGUCUGCUCAAACAUCAUAUGAUUGGUUCAAAGCCAAGAGGAUCUGUGCAAUCUGCUUGGUCCAUUUUGUUGUUGGAUCGUCCAUGGUCCGUGAACUACCUGCCCUGCAGCGCUUCCCUGAUGCUCUGCCUGAUGUCUUCGCUGCACAGGGUAGCAUCCUGGGCACCCACUUGCCCACAGUCCCCUCGCGUGUCAUCGGCCUGGCCUUAUACGCUUCUAACUACUCCGCCCAGUAUACCAAGUGA